Molecule: messenger RNA, 2600 nt
Organism: Oncorhynchus mykiss (rainbow trout)
Lineage: Eukaryota; Metazoa; Chordata; Actinopteri; Salmoniformes; Salmonidae
Product: polycomb group RING finger protein 3
Source: RefSeq, a predicted model, not a curated record
GUCUGAAUUAAUACAAAUUUGGAUUAAUAUGUUAAACUUGUUGGAGGACUUUUAAAAUCUCCCCAAAUGAGCCCGGUCCUACUUCGAAACUCAAUCCACACUGAACACAUCUCAAACUUAUUGGAAGUGUGAUAACAGGGCGAUUUAUAAACACCCUAUCUUGCAGUAAUAUUAAAUAAAUAUUGCUAUUUUUGUCAACAUCAUUCUACAUCAGGGUACAUUUUAGCACAAGUAUCCACCUUUUACUUUUGACAUCCUAAUGUGCUACAUCUCAGACAUCAAUGUAUAGUGUUAUCAUCAUCAAAUUGACUGAGAUGACAUACAUAACUCCUAAUACAGUAGUGGGCUAUUAGCAAAUAAACUUAUUCUGACAACAUAGUCCGCAGGUCUUGCCCACAAAUUACCCUCGAUUUCAUUGUGUGUUUUUUGGGGUCAUUUCCCGGAAUUCUAAAAUGUAUAGAAAUGUAUCAAAAUUGUGAAUUAUUUUAAAUGAAUGGGGCGCUCCCUAUAAUGUUACCUUUUCGUCGACUCUCGUUCAACCCCCCCUCCCCCUCGACUAAUCAGCGCAUGCUCAGCAAAGCUCCAAAUGGUGUUUCGGCCUGUUUCGGUAUUGCCCGUACAUUUUCGCCUCUUUGUUUUACCGAUAGUGCAUUUAACUCGCGUUCAACCCAAUAUCCAGCGGACUGUACUGUUCUCAAACAGCCACAUGAGAGGGCAUCCAUGAUGAGGAGCUAACACCACUGCAUGCCUGCAGGAAUAGACGUGGCUGCCAAAUCAUCCUCAGUCAACACAUGGCGUCAUUAGGGAACCCCGAGAUGCUAACCAGGAAGAUCAAGCUGUGGGACAUCAACGCCCACAUAACUUGUCGCCUGUGCGAGGGGUACCUGAUAGACGCCACUACUGUCACGGAGUGCUUGCAUACCUUCUGCAGAAGCUGUCUAGUGAAGUACCUGGAAGAGAACAACACCUGUCCCACGUGCAGGAUUGUCAUUCACCAGAGCCACCCACUGCAGUACAUCGGCCAUGACCGAACAAUGCAAGACAUUGUCUACAAGUUGGUGCCGGGACUACAAGAGGCGGAGAUAAAAAAACAAAGAGACUUCUAUCAGAAGCUGGGAAUGGAAGUGCCCGGGGACAUCAAAGGAGAGCUGUGCAGCAUGAAACAACAUCUAGAUCCUCAGCGCAAUGGUGAGGUGAAAACGGAGGACACGGCAAAUAAGGAAACAGCGGAGGAGAAACCGGAGGAGGAGGAGAACGAUUAUCACCGCAGCGACGAGCAGGUCAGCAUCUGUUUGGAGUGCAACAGCAGCAAGCUCCGUGGCCUGAAGCGCAAGUGGAUCCGCUGCUCGGCGCAAGCCACGGUCCUUCACCUCAAGAAAUUCAUCGCCAAAAAGCUUAACCUGACAUCGUUCAAUGAGCUGGACAUUUUAUGCAAUGAGGAAAUCUUGGGAAAGGACCACACUUUGAAAUUUGUUGUCGUGACAAGAUGGAGAUUUAAGAAAUCCCCCCUCCUGCUGCAUUACAGACCCAAAAUGGAUUUGCUGUAGUCGGACAGAACGGUUGUUUUGGCCCAGUGGCCCAGAACUGUGCAACGUACUAUUUAUGCAGAGACGAUCAAUCCCAACACCAAGCAAACACACCAGAUCAGAAGUCCACACAAGCCAGCAAACAACAAACCCCAGCACAGAUACUGCACCACUGGCGGGUUUAGAUCAAAAAACAACCUUUUUUUUUUGUCCGCUAUACAUCCUAGAUAUGUGAAAGAUUUGAGAGAAAAAAAGCAUAUAUUUAUACUUUUGUACAGAUGAGACAUGGAACCAAGACACUACUGGUGCUCUGUUUACACAUGAACAAGAUGUCGGGGAAUCGUGUGCCCAUAUUUUUUUUUCUUUUUUUUCGACAGACUUCACUCCUCCGACCCUCAUUGACUGAUAAAAAGGCGAGGACGAGGAUUUUUAACAGUUCAUUUUAUUUUUCAGGUUACACUCAAACGAGUCUUGGGAGCAAAGAAAGUAUAUACAUUUAUAUAAUAAGACAUUGUUUCAAAGCUGUUUAUUGCGUUGUUGUAUUGUCCUCUGAUUUAUUUUUUUUAUUUUACUUUAAAAUUGCUUCGGGUUUGCUGAAGGUUGAUUGUGAAUAGGGGAAAAAUGUGUGUACUAAUUUAUGUUCUAUAUACCAAUAUUGUACAUAAAAUGUCAUUAUGAGAGAGAUUGAAAGGAGUAAGAAAGAUACUUAAGAUUGUUAGGAAAGGUUCACAGAAGUGCUUCAGUACGGUGCAUUCGGAAAGUAUUCAGACACUUUGACUUUUUCCACAUUUUGCUAUGUUAGUCCACACAAAUCUACACACAAUACCCCAAACAGGUUUUUAGAUAUUUUUGCAAAUGUAUUAUAAAUAAAAAACAGAAAUAUCUUAUUUACAUAAGUAUUCAGACUUGCUAUGAGUUUCGAAAUUGAGACAGGUUUGUGUCGAGGCCCAGAUCUGGGGAAUGGUACCAAAUUAUGCAGCAUUGAAGGUCCCCAAGAACACAGUGGCCUCCAUCAUUCUUAAAUGGAAGAAGUUUUGAACCACCAAGACUCUUCCUAGAGUGGGCCGCCCGGCC